This is a messenger RNA of Ostertagia ostertagi, 225 nucleotides long. The record is from the annotation of a GenBank genome assembly. NCBI's taxonomy places the organism in Eukaryota, Metazoa, Nematoda, Chromadorea, Rhabditida, Trichostrongylidae.
AUGCCAAAUCUGGUGAGCGAUCUAGUGUCAUUGAUCGUCAAAAGCCUGGGCGAAGCACUGAGGGGCACAGUCGCUGACUUAUCACAACCUGAGCUUCACCUUGGAGCUACAGAAGUGGGAUGCAGUAUCACGAUGGGAACGUCUCGACCUAGUGGUAAACACACUGUGACGCUCGAAUGUCGCUUCAACACAGUGAGAGGGAUCCGCGACAAACCUCCACGUUAA